Drosophila teissieri is the source of this 1467-nucleotide messenger RNA. Its product is annotated as ovochymase-2. The coding region runs from base 37 to 1467 and encodes 476 amino acids. NCBI's taxonomy places the organism in Eukaryota, Metazoa, Arthropoda, Insecta, Diptera, Drosophilidae. Gene Ontology annotation, biological process: proteolysis. The transcript has 7 exons. The record is from RefSeq and is a predicted model, not a curated record. Gene Ontology annotation, molecular function: serine-type endopeptidase activity.
UUUUGUCAGUUGCUGCCGAGUGAUUCGAGGAGAAAGAUGUGCUGCUUGGUUGCGUUACUUAUAAUCGGAUUGGUGCUCUGCCAGAAUUCGUUCGCCCAGCUUCUGGAUGAACAAUGUGGAGAAGUGCUACCCUUUAAAAUUACAGGCGGAUACGUGCCGAAACAUAUGCCAUUCAUGGCCGCCUUGUAUCACAAUACCGAAUUUAUGUGUGGCGGAUCCCUAAUACAUAAGCGAUAUGUUCUAACCGCUGGGCACUGCGUAAUGGACUUUAAUGAAGUAACCGUCCACCUGGGAGAAUACAAUCGAUCGUGCCCCAUCACAGAAUGCAAUUUCGUGGUGCAACUAAAGGCCGAGGUAGUAAGGUAUCCCCGUUCGUUUAUAAAUGUUUAUCUAGCCGAUAUAGCUUUGCUGCGACUGGAGCGCGAAGUGGCUUUUCAAGCCCACAUACGACCAAUAUGCAUUAGCCUGGACGAGGAGGUGACAUCAGAUAGUGAAAACUCCUUCACGGCGUAUGGAUGGGGUAGUACGGAUCCGACGAUAUAUGAGCCAAGUGACAUACUGAAAGCGGUCAGUUUGAAGCGACUGGAUCAGUGCAAUGUAAGCCGAGACACAAUAUGCGCGGGCGGCAAUAUGGGAGACACCUGUCGGGCUGACUCUGGUGGUCCAUUGGUAGGCAAGUUCAAAUACCUCGGGAAAACUAGACAUUUACAGUUUGGGAUCGUGAGCUACGGCAACCGCGAGUGCGAUGGAUCUUAUGGGAUCUAUACAGAUGUAAAUGCCUACAAGUCGUGGAUAGCAAACGUCGUUCUUGAAAACGAACCGAGAAUCCUGCAGGAGAAGUGCAAGAGCGAUUGGGGCGGCAAGGUUUUGGUCCGCCUGUGGGAAAUGUCACUCAUUACGCAUAAGUUCGCCGGUGCCCUUAUCACAAAUCAAUUGGUUUUGACUGCUGCCAGUGCUUUCCCCGACACCGACUUCAAUGCCACCGAAAUCGAAGUAGAAUCUGUUUAUCAGCAAAUCCAUCGCGUCGGGUGGGUUAAAAAGCAUCCCGACUUCAGCCGAUCGCCCUCAAUAAGGAAUAACAUAGCUGUGAUUAGGCUGGCUCAAAGGAUUCCAAAAUCAGAUCUCGAGAUACCAAUCUGUUUGGGACUGAACUUGAGUCCUCCGACGGCUUGGAGUGCCUACCUUUAUAGCGCCAAAUUUCAGUUCUUGGGCAGUCGAGAUGUAAAUUUAAAGAGGAUCCCUGAAUGCUCUGUGGAAAGCGAUCAGAUCUGCGUCGAGAAGCCGAAUCCAUUGGCUUAUCAACGUUACGAGACUCCUGGCUUGGUGAUAGGUACCAAUCAAAUGUUUAAGGGAAGGGAAAGGUACAUGAUUGCGGGCAUAGUAAGCCACACUCAAGAUAACGCAAUCGUCUUUACAAAUAUUCAAGACCACGCCAAAUGGAUUGCUGAUCAACUGAUAUACACAUAG